AGGUUUUGCGGUCAAUAGCUAUUUGGCAGGGAAUAGGAAUGAAAAUGACAGAGGAAGAGAAGAGCAUCUACUCUACAACCUUUUUAUCAGAUAAUUUUGGUGACCUGUUCACGCCACAAAUGAUGGAGCAAUUCAAUGACAAACUACAAUCGUUUUGUGGUGAAGAGCACAGCAAACUAAUCAAUCAAUAUCAUGAUCUUAUGAUUGAGCGCAGUUCUAAAGAGAGCUACAUAAAGCUUGAUGCUCUACCAGAUAAACUCGGAUAUAAAAAAGUCUUCACUCAUGGAGAUCUUUGGAGUACUAACAUUUUAUGGACGAAACCAAAUGAAAAUUAUGAAAUAAGAGCGCACAUUGAUUUCCAGACCGCGAGUUUCAAUUCCUCCGCUCUUGAUCUUGCUCGAACGUUCACCACUUGUUUGAGUGCAGACGAUCGUAGAAAUCAUCACAAAGAGUUGUUGAGCACCUUCUAUAGUUACCUCCGCGAGGAAGUGGAGGAAUUACCAUACACACUUGAACAGUUAGAGGAAUCCUAUCAUUAUUUCUUACCACACGCUACUUUUGUAGUAGUGCCAAUGAUUGAUUCUAUUUACAACUUCAUGCAAGCAGAGCGACCGGAAUUGAAGCUGGCGAGCAAGAGCGCUCUGAUAAAAAAAUGUGUUGCACUUAUGGAAGAUGGUGUUGAAAGCAAUAAUAGGUGA
Messenger RNA from Auanema sp. JU1783, 698 nucleotides. The record is from the annotation of a GenBank genome assembly. NCBI's taxonomy places the organism in Eukaryota, Metazoa, Nematoda, Chromadorea, Rhabditida, Rhabditidae.